Molecule: messenger RNA, 678 nt
Organism: Aspergillus calidoustus
Lineage: Eukaryota; Fungi; Ascomycota; Eurotiomycetes; Eurotiales; Aspergillaceae
Source: the annotation of a GenBank genome assembly
AUGAGCCUCGUACACCUUCGAUCCUCCGCUCCUCUCCGCCGGAGCCUCAUCCUCUCCAGCCCUCUCCUUUUGCGCACACCCCAAAAUACCUACGCUACACAGACCGGGGGGUCAUCACCGCGACGAAGGAAUGUCACAGUAUUAUCGGACGAUGGCAGAUAUACAUGGGGCGAGUUGAGUGGGCGGGAGAAGGUUGCGCGGGCGACGCAGCAGUCAUUUAACUUCAUGAUUGUUCUUGCUGGUGCUGUGCUUACGGGCGGUGUCUUCACAUUAUUAUAUAAAGAGGUCUUCUCACCAAACAGCAAAACGUGGCAGUUCGAAAAGGCCGUCGAGCGGAUCAAGAACGAUACGAGGUGUACGAAUCUUCUAGGUGAUAAGCGGGAGAUCCAGGCGUAUGGAGAGAACACCUGGAGUCGCUGGGCGAGAAAUAGGCCUAUUGCGACGACGAUUGAGAAGGAUCAACAUGGUCGCGAGCACCUGAAGAUGAAUUUCCACGUUUCGGGGCCGCGAAACUCGGGUGUGGUGUUCGUACACAUGGUUAAGGCGGCAGAUAAGAAUGAGUGGGAGUAUAGGCUUCUUGCGCUGGAUGUGAAAGGCUAUCCGCGUCUUGUCCUCGAGGAGCGCCAUGAUCCCAAGGUCGACAGGGAGGUGAAGAUCUUCGGUAUCCGGUGGAAGUAG